GAUCAUAAUUCGUAAACUUCAACAAGUAGAUUGUAUUAUUCGCUCUUCCUUUGGUUUGAAAAAUGACAAUUUUCCCAGCAAUUUGUUUGUUUGUCCUCUCGCUUUUCAGCUCCAGUAGUCACGGAAGUGUUCUGCCGCAAGAUUUAAACUUGUGUCAAGAGUCGCUGUUUGUUAAAGAUGUGGCCGUGAUUGACGCUGCGCAACAAGAAAAUUGCAUCUGACGAGUCAAAACAGAUGAAAAUUACAUUCUCGUAUUUACUCUUGAGAGUGGUGACGGAAAUUUCGAAUAGGCGCAAGAUUUUGUUGACCUUCACGACGGACUAGACGAAUAUUCUCCCAUUCUUCUCUUGGAGAACGAAAAGGUGCACAAAGUAUCCGGCAAACAUUUGCCAUCACAGGCUAUGUACUCAACGCAUUCGACGGCCGUCGUACGGUUUAAGAAAACACCAGCUUCUCCUUUAAGGCUCAAAAUUCAGAAAGCUGUAGAUUGUCCUCUGAAUUUGGACUCAAACAGCGAAUGCGGCCGAGUUGUAGACGAAGUUUCUUGCUAUUGCGUUACAAACACAACAAGAAAUCAUGCGUCCCAGAUGACAUAUUGUAACGAUAACCAAAUGAAGUUGCUGGCGGUUGAAACCCGAUCAGAAGAGACGGCCAUUUACGCGGCUUGGGGUACAACGACCGUAUUUUGGACCUCUGGGACCGAUUCUGCGAACGAAGGAAUUUGGGUUUGGGAGUCCACGAAUGCAACCCUUCCCUGCCCUGGCUAUGCCAACUGGAUUGAUUUGCAGCCGGAUAAUGGUCAAAAUAUUGAAGAUUGUCUUGGUUUAACCUUGAGAAAUGUCGAGGGUUGGAACGAUUAUUCAUGCAGCAAUUCAUUUCAAGCUAUCUGCGAAGCCCAUCCUUAGUUUCGUUCAAAUGGGUUGUAUAUUAAAGAACCCAUUUAACUGAUACAUUCAACCUAUUUAGCUUUUAAAAAUAUACAUAUGUCUUCGUAGUAAAUAAAAAUGUUAAAAACAUCCGG
Molecule: messenger RNA, 1021 nt
Organism: Daphnia pulicaria
Lineage: Eukaryota; Metazoa; Arthropoda; Branchiopoda; Diplostraca; Daphniidae
Product: perlucin-like
Exons: 6
Coding region: 402-905 (167 amino acids)
Biological process (GO): biological process involved in interspecies interaction between organisms
Cellular component (GO): external side of plasma membrane
Molecular function (GO): carbohydrate binding
Source: RefSeq, a predicted model, not a curated record